CUGGCUAAUCAGUAAAAUGGCCUUGACUCGACAUCAGUGAUCCAGAUUAAAGGUGAUAUUCAUUUAUCUGCAUUUACUUUACCGCUGACACCAUGUAUGUGAGACGUUUGCUCGUUAUUCUGUGUUCCUGGUUUGUGCAAUGUACACUGAGUCAGUCUGUAUCUGUCACUGUUGCUACAGACAAGGAAAUAGGAUCGAUAGAUGACCAUUUCGUUGGAGUGACCUUUGAUUCAUCCAUGCUUCCAAUAUCAAUUGAUUGGAAAGGACUUGAUUUCGCAUCGCAUAAAGUGCAAACACUUGCUAAAGCAUUGUAUCCGUGCUACCUGAGGAUAGGAGGAACACCUGGAGACUUCAUGACCUUUGACCCAACGGGUCAUGGGGGAACAAGUGCAAACUCCACUUAUACUGGUGCUAUGUGGGACAAUCUCAAUGACUUUUUGAGGAUCGUGGGGUGGGAAUUGGUGUUUGGUCUCAACGUGUUGAAGCGGAAAGACGGACAGUGGGACCCUGAAAACGCCAAAGAACUGAUGAGCUAUAGCAAUGCCAGGAACUACACGAUACCGGCCUUUGAACUCGGAAAUGAACCUGCAUAUUUUCCCGAACCCUUCACCGAUACAAUAUCUGGAGCACAGCUUGGGCGAGAUUUUGUCCAUCUUAGGGAAAUAGUCAAGUCUACACCUGGCUUUGAAUCCACCCUGGUGAUUGGACCAGACGUAACAGCUAUCUCAGGGCCAAAAUCGAUAUUGUUUAAAACUUUCUUUAAAGGGGACGGACGAAAAGCGCUUGACAGGAUAACUUUCCACCAUUACUACGGCUUCGAAGGCAAUGCUAAAGUGGACACCUUUAUCGACCCCAAAGUGAUGGACAGUCUCAUCAGUUUCAUUGACAUUGUACGCAACGUCACCACCUCCGCCAACCCCGACACUCCCUUGUGGCUCGGGGAGACGUCUUCUUUCUCUGGAGGCGGAGCGCCUGGACUGUCGGAUAGAUAUGUGGCCGGCUUUCUAUGGUUAGACAAGCUCGGUAUUGCUUCACGGAUCGGACUCAAAGGGGUUUUAAGGCAAUCAUUCUAUGGACAAAAUUAUUCUCUCAUUGAGAUGAACACGUUUGAACCCUACCCGGACUACUGGCUGACCUUACUCUACAAGAGACUAGUGGGGAAUAAAGUGUUAUCCGUGCAGACCAACUCAACCAACAGUUUCAGGGUCUACGCCCACUGUGCCAAACAGGAAAGCGUCUACAACUACAAGCCAGGUAGUGUUGUAGUCUACAUAAUCAACGUCAACACCUACACCACCGUCGUCACAUUCCCUCAAUUCCAGACCAAUGUGGAUGUCUUCUGGCUUAGGCCUGAGUUCAUAGAACUUACUUCGAGGAAUGUGACACUAAAUGGUAAACGACUGGAUUAUGUGAACAACACCAUCCCCGACAUGCCCCCUCAAAAGGCCUAUGGCGGGCUCCUCAUGCUGUCAGCAAGGACAUUCGGGUUUGCUGUGUUCCCUGAUGCGGAUGUUGAUAUUUGCAAGUGAUGCUGACUGGUAUUAGACGUCACGUGUAGCAAACUAUAAACGGCGUUCCAUUACAAA
This is a messenger RNA of Haliotis rufescens (red abalone), 1586 nucleotides long. Its product is annotated as heparanase-like. The record is from RefSeq and is a predicted model, not a curated record. Lineage: Eukaryota; Metazoa; Mollusca; Gastropoda; Lepetellida; Haliotidae. Bases 93 to 1529 code for a protein of 478 amino acids. Gene Ontology annotation, cellular component: membrane; extracellular matrix. The transcript has 10 exons. Gene Ontology annotation, molecular function: hydrolase activity, acting on glycosyl bonds.